Messenger RNA from Parascedosporium putredinis, 2001 nucleotides. Lineage: Eukaryota; Fungi; Ascomycota; Sordariomycetes; Microascales; Microascaceae. The record is from the annotation of a GenBank genome assembly.
AUGGGUGUAGGAAGGAGAAUUGGCAAGAAGCAGGGCGUGCCCGAGCCCCUGACCAACGCACAGUUCGCCAGGCUCAAGCGGAAAGCUGGCCUACCCGUCGACGACACCCCAGCCGAAGACGAUACCCCCAAGAAGAAGCGGAGACGGAGCGCCGGCAAGCAAGCGGACCAGAAGGAGGCAAAGAAUGGUGUAACGAAGAAGGGAGCUGCGGCGGCGGCGGUGAGCAAUGGCGCCGCGAAGAAGCUCAAGGGAAAAAGGGCGCCGCGCGGAGAUGAUGCGUCAGAUAUGUCUGUUGAUGCUCUGCCCGACGAUUUCCUAGGAUCCGACGACGAGGGAUCGUCCGUGUACGAUUCCGCAGAAGAGGAACUUGGUGGCGGUACCACCGGCAAGGGCGGCAAGCACGUCUUUUCCGAGGACGAGGAUUCCGAUUUUGAAGAGACGCUGACGGCGGCCAACAUUGAGGGUCUGUCGAGGAAGCUCGACGAGCAGGCGGCCCAGGAGGAGGCGGACGCACAGGCGGAUCUCCAAGAGUCUGCGCUGCAGACCAACAUAACGGGCGAGGGCGUGUUGGCGGACGAGGACGAGGACGAGGAGGGCGGCGCUGCCAAGCCCAAGGUGUUGCUGGCGCCGGAUCUACAGCUCCUGCGGACGCGCAUGACGGACAGCAUCCGCAUCCUGGAAAACUUUGGCGAGCUGUGCGAGGAAGGCCGCUCGCGCGCCGACUACACGGCGCAGCUGCUCAAGGACAUCUGCGACUACUACGGGUACUCCGAGUACCUGGCCGAGAAGCUCUUCAACCUCUUCACGCCGCGCGAGGCAUUCGAGUUCUUCGAGGCCAACGAAAAGGCCCGCCCCGUGGUCAUCCGCACCAACACGCUGCGCACCCAGCGCCGCGACCUCGCCCAGGCCCUCAUCAACCGCGGCGUCACCCUCGAGCCCGUGGGCAAGUGGUCCAAGGUCGGCCUGCAAAUCUUUGACAGCAACGUGCCCAUCGGCGCGACGCCCGAGUACGUGGCGGGCCAGUAUAUCUUGCAGGCGGCCUCUUCUUUCCUGCCCGUCAUGGCGCUGUCCCCGCGAGGGCGAGCGCGUGCUCGACAUGGCCGCCGCCCCGGCGGCAAGUCGACGUACAUCGCCGCCAUCAUGAAGAACACGGGGCUCGUCGUCGCCAACGACCCCAACAAGGACCGCGCCAAGGCCCUCGUCGCCAACGUCUACCGCCUCGGCUGCCAAAACGUCGUCGUCAGCAACCACGACGCCCGCGAGUUCCCCAAGGCCCUCGGCAUCUCCUUUGACCGCAUCCUCCUCGACGCCCCCUGCUCCGGCACCGGCGUCAUCGCCAAGGACCCCAACGUCAAGACCAACAAGACCCAGCGCGAUUUCCUGCUCCUGCCCCACAUGCAGAAACAGCUCCUCCUCGCCGCCAUCGACUCGGUCCGCUUCGACGGGAAAGGCGAGGCCGGCGUCGUCGUCUACUCCACCUGCUCCGUCACCGUCGAGGAAAACGAGCAAGUCGUCCAGUACGCCCUCAACAAGCGGCCCAACGUCCGCCUCGUCGACACCGGCCUCACGUUUGGCCGCGAAGGGUUCACCAGCUACCGCGGCAAGCGUUUCGAUCCCACCAUGACCCUCACCCGCCGCUACUACCCCCACACCUACAACGUCGACGGCUUCUUCGUUGCCAAGCUCAAGAAGAUUGGCCCCGACGGCUCCGUUUCCAAGAAAUCGUCCGCCGCCGACGGCGAGCCCAUGGAGGUCGACAGGACCCCCAUCACCGACGACGAGGCUGGCAAGAGCAGCGCCGACGACUUUGGCGGCUUCGACGACGACGCUGAUAAGGCGUACAUGGACAAGGGUCAGAAGAACGCUAUGCGCAGGAGGGGCCUCAACCCCAAGGCGCGCAAGGCCAAGGAGGCCAAGGAGGGUAAAGAGACUAAGGAGACUAAGGAGACUAAGGAGACCAAGCAGACCAAGGCGACCAAGGCAACCAAGGCGAAGAAAUGA